Cyprinus carpio (common carp) is the source of this 1378-nucleotide messenger RNA. Its product is annotated as protein Wnt-8a-like. The coding region runs from base 38 to 1315 and encodes 425 amino acids. Gene Ontology annotation, biological process: canonical Wnt signaling pathway; cell fate commitment; multicellular organism development. The transcript is spliced from 7 exons. Gene Ontology annotation, cellular component: extracellular region. Gene Ontology annotation, molecular function: cytokine activity; frizzled binding. The record is from RefSeq and is a predicted model, not a curated record. NCBI's taxonomy places the organism in Eukaryota, Metazoa, Chordata, Actinopteri, Cypriniformes, Cyprinidae.
UGAACUGCACCUGAGCCUCUGUGAGUGACUAGUCAAAAUGGAUCAUCUGUGCAACAAGCGAAUUGUCAAAGGUUGGAAGAUGCCUGCAGUCAAAGUUGGCGACAGGUAUAAAUGCCUUGCUCGUUCGAGCACUCAGUCACUUCUUCUGUCUCUUCCUGGGUAUCCAUCUCAGUGUUUGUGCCUUGCAUCUCCACAAGAAGGGAGCAUCGAAGAAUCAGGGGUCGCUCACGCAGCAAUGAACCCUUGCCAGCUUUUUGCAUCGUUGGUGAUGUCUAUAUGCUGUCACAUACUGUCGACAACAGCAUGGUCGGUGAAUAACUUCCUGGUGACAGGACCAAAGGCUUACCUUACAUACACCAGCAGUGUGCAGGCAGGGGCUCAGAGUGGUAUUGAAGAGUGUAAACAUCAGUUCACAUGGGACAGGUGGAACUGUCCGGAAAGCGCACUGCAGUUAUCUACACAUAACGGCCUGCGAAGUGCCACCAGAGAAACCGCUUUUGUGCAUGCCAUAAGUGCUGCUGGAGUUAUGUAUACUUUGAUAAAGAACUGUAGCAUGGGGGACUUCGAUAACUGUGGCUGUGACGAUUCCAAGAUAGGAAAAAUGGGUGGACGUGGUUGGGUUUGGGGAGGCUGCAGUGACAAUGUUGACUUUGGAGAAAGAAUCGCUAAACAAUUUGUGGACGCACUGGAAAAUGGUCACGACUCGCGCGCUGCAGUGAACCUGCACAAUAAUGAAGCUGGUCGACUUGCUGUCAAAGCAACACUCAAAAGGACAUGUAAGUGUCAUGGUGUCUCUGGAAGCUGCAGUAUUCAGACAUGUUGGAUGCAGCUGGCUGAUUUCAGAGAAAUCGGUACCUAUCUGAAAAUCAAGUACGAUCAAGCACAGAAGCUGGAGAUGGACAAAAAUCGGAUGAGGGCAGGUAACAGCGCGGACAAUCGCGGCGCAAUCGCGGACACGUUCAGCACCGUUGCGCGCACAGAACUCAUUUAUAUGGAAGAUUCUCCAGACUACUGCACGAAAAACCUCAGCCUGGGACUACAUGGAACAGAAGGCAGGGAAUGCCUACAAAGCGGAAAGAAUCUUUCUCAGUGGGAGAAGAGAAGCUGCAGGCGUCUCUGCCACGAAUGUGGUAUGAAAGUUGAAGAGAGGAGGAUAGAGACUGUGAGCAGCUGUAACUGUAAAUUUCACUGGUGUUGCACAGUCAAAUGCGAAACAUGCACUCAGACUGUGACCAAGUAUUUUUGCGCAAAAAGGCACAAAAACCGUCGGCCGCACAACAAUUCACGCAAAAGACAGCAUGCGCGUAAUAGAUGAAGUCAUCAUCUUUGCCAGUAUAUUAAGUUGUAUAUUUCCAAUGUAAAUAUAUUUUAUAUGAGA